Perca fluviatilis (European perch) is the source of this 408-nucleotide messenger RNA. Its product is annotated as cystatin-B-like. Gene Ontology annotation, molecular function: cysteine-type endopeptidase inhibitor activity. The transcript is spliced from 3 exons. The record is from RefSeq and is a predicted model, not a curated record. NCBI's taxonomy places the organism in Eukaryota, Metazoa, Chordata, Actinopteri, Perciformes, Percidae. Gene Ontology annotation, cellular component: cytosol. The coding region runs from base 91 to 408 and encodes 105 amino acids.
AUACAUCUGAUAACCAGCUGCAAAUGAACACUUGAGACACGUGAAGGCAGACAGGUGACUUCUCUGUUAGCUUCAACCCAACUUAAGACAAUGACUAACCGUAUGUGUGGAGGAUGGAGUGAGACAAUGGAUUCAGAUGAGGAAAUUCAGCAUAUUUGUGAUCUGGUGAAGCCCCAAGUGGAAAAAGAGACAGGACAGGAUUAUGUGGUAUACACAGCACUUAAAUACAGGUCUCAGGUUGUGAACGGAGUCAACUAUGUCAUCAAGGUUCUUGUUGGAGAAGAGGAAUGCCUCCAUCUGAGGGUCUACCAAAGACCUCGGUAUAACUACGAUGUGCAGGAUCCACUCCCAGAGCUGAAGGGUGUAGAGCAGCACAACACCAGAGAAACUCCCCUCGUUCCCUUUUAG